Molecule: messenger RNA, 2334 nt
Organism: Macrosiphum euphorbiae (potato aphid)
Lineage: Eukaryota; Metazoa; Arthropoda; Insecta; Hemiptera; Aphididae
Source: the annotation of a GenBank genome assembly
AUGUUGUGUGUGGUGGCGACGGCGGUCGUACUCGCGGUACUCCGAAUUACCGGCGGUCAGCUGCAUGAGCCUCAGAACGAAGAUCUGCUGCAACGGCAUAAAGAUGUACAGCGACCGGUGAACGGCAGCGGGGGCGGUGAAUGGAAGUGCCCGGAGGUGCGGAACGUGUCGUGCGCAUGCGAUCUCCCGCACACGUUACGCUGUACCGGCGGCAAGUCGACGUUCGAGACGGUGGCUCGGGCGCUCAGGGGUCUGUCUGGCACGUCGUCCAUAUCGCUUCUGGACUGCACCGUGCAGAACGUGGGCUCGCUGCCGGCCAAGAUGCUUGACGGCGUCUCGUUGCACGGGCUGGUCGUGUCGUCCGGCGAGAUCAAGUCUGUGUCGGACGCCGCGUUCGACGGACUAGGGUCUCCGCUCCAGGCACUCGGCUUGCCCAACAACCUGCUUGAGCGGGUCCCCAGCUCAGCGCUGGCCAUGCUCAGCGGUCUCGAGCGUCUCGACCUGUCCCACAACCGUUUGCACACCGUUCACAACAAUUCGUUCAAGGGGUCGCCGAAUUUGACGUUUUUGGAUUUGAGCAAUAAUUCCAUUAAUUUCAUCAGCCCAGACGCGUUCGUUAAUCUGCCAUUUUUGAAAGUGCUCCGACUCCAAAACAAUCUGCUUACGUCGGCCUCGACUUCCCACCUCCAAGGGUUGAGGUCGUUAAUCGAGUUAGACCUCAGUUCCAACCUACUGGCCGGUCAACUGGGCCCCAGCACGUUGCCUAGGUUGCCGAACUUACAGAUCAUAUCGUUGGCGCAUAAUCAGCUCAACAGCGUUCGGCGUGGUUCGUUUGCCGGACUCGAGGGUAUCGUGUCUCUGACGCUUAACCACAAUCAGAUCGACGUACUCGAGGAUCACGGCUUUAGAGCAGUGCCUACUUUGUCCCAUUUGGACUUGGCCAACAAUCGCAUCGUGGCGGUGUCCAGUGCUUCACUCGCCCAUUUGACCAAACUCAAAACGCUUGACUUGUCACAUAACUUUCUGAGGAGUUUGACGUCUGAUCUCAUCGUGCCGCUAAAGAGCAUCCAAGUUAUAAAGCUCGACGACAACGACAUAUCUAUCGUGGCCGAAGGCGCACUGAACACCGGAAACCACAUAACGAGCAUCUCUUUAUCAGACAACCCGUUGAACUGCGACUGUAGUCUAUUGUACUUCGCCGGUUGGCUGUCCAAUCAUAGCUCGACUCAUGCGGCCGGCGACACGGCCGUGUGCGCCACCCCUCCGUCAUUGGAGAACGGUCUGCUUCAGGAUCUGCCCUUGUCCAAGCUGACGUGCGGCGGCGAGGACAGCGUGCCGCCACCGGAAGGUCCACUCGCUUCGAUGCAGCCGUACUCCGGUACGAAAAUCUCGCUUCGCUCCUACCAGUUCGACGGAAGCCGCAUCAGCCUAGGUUGGACAGUCGUAGCGCCGGUCAUAUCCUACUACUGCAACGCGCUAGUCAUCUACGAGGACAUCGGCAACCAUGAAGUAUUGCUCGACUCGAAGCCGGUCAGGUGCAAUUCGUCCCAGUUGCCCGACGCUAGGAGUCUGACGCUUUCGCUAUCGGCUAACGAACUGCAACCGACGCACAGUUACAGGUAUUGCAUUGUACUGGUGGAGGGAUACUCAACGGACAAAUCGGACGAAUCGGCCAUGGUGCUGGGCUGCAGCGACAUCAUCGCAUUGGUACCGAACGCGAACCAAGCAGUGCAGUCCAACAACCGGGCGGUGGCAGCAACUGAGGCGGCGGACCCGCCUGACAUCCAAAACCUGACCACGACGUUCGUGCCGCCGUCAUCGCUGUUCGUGGCCGUACACCUGUCGGUCGUGCACCCGGACGCGGGCAAGUGCACGAUAACGGUGUCCGUGUACACGAUGGGUAGGCCCCUGGCCCACCACCGGUUGAACUGCACGGCGCCCUGGACCACGGUCGCGGAACUGCCAGCCGAGCGGUCGUAUCAGGUAUGUGCCAGCAUCGGUUCAAAGUUCCCCAAGGACGACGAGGAGACCAUGGUGUGCACGUCAGUGGAUGGCAGCGGGGGCGGCAUCGGAGGCAGUGGCCCGGCCGACUGGUUAUUCGCGGUGCUGGGCGCCAAGAGCUACGCGUUCCUGUUGUCGGCCACGUUCACUGCCCUCGUGUUCCUGUUCGUGUUGCUGGUGUACAGAACCGCGUGUCGGGCGUGUAACAACAAGAAGCCCGCCGGCCGCGCGAAUACCGUCCAAACGCACCAGUGCUUCUUGCCCGUGCCGCCGCCCGACAACGGCACCCACCGGACCAGGUACGUGAAACUCCAGGCCACAACCGUCUUAUAA